Messenger RNA from Manihot esculenta (cassava), 639 nucleotides. RefSeq names its product ankyrin repeat-containing protein NPR4-like. The transcript is spliced from 2 exons. NCBI's taxonomy places the organism in Eukaryota, Viridiplantae, Streptophyta, Magnoliopsida, Malpighiales, Euphorbiaceae. The record is from RefSeq and is a predicted model, not a curated record. The coding region runs from base 1 to 639 and encodes 212 amino acids.
AUGCAUUCUGAUAUGCAGUGGUUUAAGGAAGUGGAAACGAUUGUCGAACCUUUCUACCGAGAAAUGAGAAACCGUAAUGGCAUGACUCCGGGAGAAAUAUUUCGCCAGGAGCACAAGAAUCUUGCCCGUGAAGCUGAGCAAUGGAUGAAAACGAUAGCUUCAUCAUGCAUGGUGGUACCAACCCUUGUUGUCACAGUUACUUUCGCGGCUGCUUUUACCGUGCCAGGGGGCAACACUCAGGAUACAGGGAUUCCAAUCUAUUUGAAAGAAACGUCAUUUAUGAUUUUUGCAGUAUCGGACGCUCUUGCAUUCUUCUCUACGUCAGCUUCAUUGCUAAUGUUUAUAUGCAUAUUCAACUUAGAUUAUUCAGAAGAAAUCACUGUCAGAACUUUAAAAUUGUUCAUCCUUGGUUUUAUCACUUUGUUCUUUUCAAUAGUAACCAUGUUUGCAGCCUUUGGUGCUUCCCUUUACAUAGUUCUUUCUCACAGAGUGGAAUGGGUUGCAGCUCCUAUUGGCCUACUAGCCUGUGUACCAGUGGCCUUAUUUGCAUAUUUCCAGUUUCCUCAGUGGUACAGCGUAGCCUAUUCAGCAUUUAAACCUAGCAUUAUCGCUCCACAAACUGAAGAAAUCAUCUUUUAG